GUAUCGAGUAGCAAUUCGUACCAGAUAUCCGUGUCAAUCAAAGCUAAGUUUGCAAGGGCUUCUCUCCGCGCGACCCGAUUUGUCACAGCAGACGACUUUUUAGUCGGUCGGCAAGUGACUGAUGGAAAAAACUAUAAAAACAUCUGGACCAGUUCAUGAUCUCAAUGGCGAGAUAAUUUCAAGGUUUUGCAAGCAAACAAUAAGUAAGCAUUCUUUUCCCUAUAGAUAACACACAUUCCAGAAUAAUUCAAGCGCUUUUCCGCCCCGUAUCACGUGUGUGUCCAUUAUAAUCCAUACAUCAAAUAAUAAAAAAAUUUGUGACAGUUAUUCCUCGUCGGCGUCAUAUAAUCCCGUUGGAUACUACGUUACGGCCUAGCAUAGACUGAAAUGCGACGUAGUUUUUUGAAAACAGGCAAAUAUUUGGCUUUCUCUAGAUCCAACUCAAUGAUAACCAAUGUGGUGCCUGAUAUAUUCUUCACGCACUUCCAAUCCCUUAAUGGAAUAUGAUACUUUCAGUGAUUUCACAAGACUGGAGUAGUAGCUUCAUCUGAAGGCCCAUCCUGUAAUCCAAUACUUCACAGCCACAUCCUUUGUAUACACUGAAUUCCUAAUCUCUCAUCAUCCAAAAUAAGACUAGUGCGAUAAUUUCCUGGCAGUUUGGCUUGGAUAGUAGUCCCGUGCAGCAGACCGUCUCCACUAUUCAUUGCAAGCACCCUCCAAAAGCAUACUUUGACCUUAAUAAGUGAAUAAUUUGUUUAUUUUUCAAAAAUCCAGUGAUCUUGAGACUCCAGUAAAAAAAAAAGAAAUGGUUGGAAAAUAUGGGCCUCUUAUUGGUGCAAUUGACCAAGGGACCAGCAGCAGCAGAUUUUUAGUUUUCUCGGCGGAACGAGCAGAACUCAUCACCUAUCACCAGGUCGAAGUGAAUCAGCUCACACCUCAAGAAGGAUGGGUGGAAUCGGAUCCGAUGGAACUUUUGCAGACCGUUAUCGAUUGCGUCUGCAAAACAGUGGAGAACUUGAAAAGUUUGGAUGUCGAUCCCGGAGACAUCAAAGCCAUUGGCGUUUGCAAUCAACGUGAAACGACCAUCGUCUGGGACAAGCUAACUGGAAAACCUCUUUACAAUGCCAUCAUUUGGUUGGACGCCCGUACAAAAAGCACCGUGGAAUCGAUGCUGUCAAAAGUGCAAGGUGGAAACAAGGAUUUCUUGAAGAGACAUUGUGGCCUUCCCAUCAGCACUUAUUUUAGUGCACUCAAACUCAGGUGGUUGAUCGAUAACGUCGCUGAAGUGAGCGACGCUAUUGACGAAAACCGCUGCUUGUUUGGAACUGUCGACACUUGGCUGAUUUGGAAUCUCACUGGUGGGGUCAAGGGCGGCCUGCAUCUCACUGACGUAACUAAUGCGUCACGCACUAUGCUGAUGAAUCUGGAAACCUUAAACUGGGAUCCUUAUUUGCUCAAAUUCUUCAAUAUACCAACAUCUAUUCUUCCGGAGAUUCGAAGCUCAUCCGAAAUUUAUGGCUUCUUAACUUCCACGCCAUUAGGCGGAACUCCUAUUUCAGGCUGUCUAGGAGACCAGCAAUCGGCUUUAAUUGGCCAGCUAUGCCUUGAACCUGGACAGGCAAAAAUGACGUACGGUACUGGAGGAUUCUUGUUGUACAACACGGGCAUUGUGCCGGUGCAAUCAGAACACGGAUUGAUUACAACCGUGGCCUAUCAAAUGGGGAAGAAUAAGCAACCGCAUUAUGCUAUGGAAGGAUCGAUAGCUGUCGCCGGUCUGGCUCUUAAUUGGUUGAAAAACAAUUUGAAUUUGAUUUCCGACUUUCAGGAAUGCGAAAAAUUGGCCUCUUCCGUAACCACCACCGGCGGAGUCUAUUUCGUUCCCGCCUUUUCGGGCCUUUACGCCCCCUACUGGAGAAUGGAUGCUAGAGGAGUCGUUUGCGGAUUGACCCAGUUUACCACCCGGGCCCAUUUGGCUCGUGCUACUUUGGAAUCUGUGUGCUAUCAAACCAAGGACAUCGUUGAAGUGAUGACUCGCGACGCUGGUGCUCAUAUGACGUCGCUGCGUGUCGAUGGUGGGAUGACGCAAAACAAUCUUUUGAUCCAGCUCCAGGCCGACAUUCUCGGCAUUCCGAUUGUGAGACCCACGAUGACGGAAACGACGGCCCUAGGUGCGGCUAUGGCAGCUGGGAAUGCCGAAGGUAUAGACGUUUGGAGCUUGGAUUCGCUGGAUCAGAACAGUAUCACCAGCGAUACGUUCACUCCGGCCGUCUCCGAAUCAGACCGAGGCUCCCGUUACACUCGUUGGAAGGAUGCCGUCAAGCGGACUCUAGGCUGGGAAACGAUUCUUGACGAUGGCAUCGCUGACCCAGGUAAACCUGUCGAUCUGAACUAAUAAUCUGCAAGCAAUACCUUUUUUUUUCUGUUGUUGCUGUCGAUACUUUUUGGUUGUUCCAUUAUUUUUUUACACCUUACCCGUUCCGUUAUCCCCCUUAUAGUCUGCGUUGAACUUGAUAUCUUUAGUUUAACUUUUGUUUGCAAUAUGAUUUUUGUCCUACACCAAAAUUUUAACAGUACCUGUUACUAACGCAAAAUCAAUAUCUGAAAAAUCAAAAGCGAGAGAGAACAUUCCCAUUUAUAUUAUGAGACACCCUCAGCAUGUGCCAUUAACCCACUGAAACUCUCAACUCCGAAUGAGCCAGAUAUUUCAUUUUGUUAGUGUUACUACCCUGUGUGUCUGCGGGAAUGUUGUUGGCUCGGUACCAGUAGUAUCUUCCAAUAAACACUUUGUUGUUGUUGUUGAACAGCAGUCGGUAA
Molecule: messenger RNA, 2814 nt
Organism: Daphnia pulex (common water flea)
Lineage: Eukaryota; Metazoa; Arthropoda; Branchiopoda; Diplostraca; Daphniidae
Product: glycerol kinase-like
Exons: 11
Coding region: 806-2392 (528 amino acids)
Biological process (GO): triglyceride metabolic process; glycerol-3-phosphate biosynthetic process; glycerol metabolic process
Cellular component (GO): mitochondrion
Molecular function (GO): glycerol kinase activity
Source: RefSeq, a predicted model, not a curated record